Messenger RNA from Ziziphus jujuba (common jujube), 1948 nucleotides. Its product is annotated as receptor-like protein 51. The coding region runs from base 146 to 1540 and encodes 464 amino acids. Gene Ontology annotation, molecular function: protein binding. The record is from RefSeq and is a predicted model, not a curated record. Lineage: Eukaryota; Viridiplantae; Streptophyta; Magnoliopsida; Rosales; Rhamnaceae. The transcript has a single exon.
CCUUCUCUGUUCCCAAGCGCACUCAAUUCUCAGCUCCUACACUACCUUACCUGCACACACACACACCCACACACUCUCUUCCAUUAGCUAAGCUGAAGAGCUCAGCUUCACUUUCUCUCUCUCUCUCUCUCUCUCUCUCUGUGCAAUGGAACCGCCACCAUUGCUUCUACUGAGUCUCCUUCUGAUCCUCUUUUGCUGCAGCACCAGCUUCUCUGUUUCUCCACCAGUAGUACACUCUCCAACCCCAACCCCUUCACCCACCUCCUCUCCGUCUCCAUCAAACUCCUCCUCCUCUGCUUCUUCUCCUUCUUCUUCACCAUCUUCUCAUUCUUCAUCUCCAUCGUCUCCUUCUUCACCAUCUUCUUCUCCUUCAUCUUCUUCAUCUUCAAGCCUAGACCCAAAGCAGCUGAGAGCUUUGCAAUCACUUAACAUCCCAACCUCCAAAGACCCCUGCACCCAACCAAACCUCCUCCACAACAAUACCACACUAUGCGACUCUUCCAAGCCGUUUCGCCACCUCCUCUCCCUCCGCCUUUCCAACUGCUCCGACGACGUCGCUUUGUCCUUCACCGCCCUCAAGUCUCUCUCCACUCUCCAGUCCCUCCAGUUCGUCAAUUGCCCCAUUGCUCCUAUUCGCUUCCCUGCCGAUCUCGUUGCCUCUCUGCGCUCCUUCACAUGCAUUGCUAGCCUUCGGAAGCUCACCGGCAUCUGGCUCGCUCGCCUCCAAAACCUCACGGAUCUUACAGUCUCUAAUGUACAGGUCAAUGCCAGUGGUCCUUAUGUCAUUCUUGGAAACUUGAAGAAGCUCAAAUCUGUAACCAUUUCGCAUGCCAAUCUCACUGGUAGUGUUCCGAGACACUUGAGUUUGAACCUUACCCAUGUCGAUUUUUCGGGUAAUAUGCUCAAGGGAAAGAUACCAAGCUCCAUUACCCUCCUUGAAAACCUUGUAAGCUUGAAUCUUUCAUCUAAUGGUCUCAUUGGUGAAAUACCCAGUUCGUUUGGUGAUCUCAUUUCGCUUCGAAACGUGUCGUUAGCGUCCAACUCUUUAUCUGGGUCCGUUCCCGAGUCGAUGUCGGCUAUACCGGGUUUGGUUCAUGUUGAUCUGAGCUCCAACCAGUUGAACGGGACGAUUCCGAGGUACUUAUCGGAGAUGAAGAGCUUAAAGUACUUAAAUCUUGCGAACAACAACUUCCAUGGAGUUAUGCCUUUCAAUGCCUCGUUCAUCAAGAGGUUGGUUGUGUUCAAAGUGGGUGGGAAUACCAAUCUGUGCUACAACCAUUCAGUUUUGUCAUCAAAAAUGAAGCUUGGGAUUGCUUCUUGUGAUAAACAUGGAUUUCCAUUAUCACCCCCUCCGUCUAAAGAAGCUUCCUCGGAGGAUGAUAGCAGUGAUUCAGAUUAUGAUGACACUGAUUCAGAUGAUUCUAGUCACAAGGAACAUCAUCACGGACCAAGUAAGGUUGUACUUGGUGUGGCAAUUGGGCUUUCUUCCAUUGUUUUUCUAAUUGUUUUCUUGGUUCUUCUCUCAAAAUGGUGUGGCUGAAAUUGAAAUUUGCUAGUAGGUUGGUUUUCUAGAAUUUAGAUUGGGAAAAAAUUGGUCAUCAAAGACGGGUUCGUUUUUAUUAAUUUAUUAUACUCGAUGAAGAAGAAGAGGAGAUGCAGAAAGAGUGGGAAGAAGAGGGAGAAAGAGAGAGAGAGAGAGAGAGAGAGGGAGAGGGAAUCAAUAUAUUGGUGUGUUAUUUUUUUCACUGCUUUUUUAUUACCUGCUGAGUAAAAGAGCAGUGAGGUUUCCAUUUUUUCUAUCAUGUUCAUGUGUGAUCACUUUGAUUUUAUUAUUAGCUGCCAUAUAGGGGAAAAGGGGUUUGAUUUGUUAACCUGAAAUAUGUAAUUUUCUAGAGCUACAAGCCUUGCUUUUUCUCAUUUUUCAUAUUAAUUCAUUCUCUAUUCAUAA